Molecule: messenger RNA, 1274 nt
Organism: Zingiber officinale
Lineage: Eukaryota; Viridiplantae; Streptophyta; Magnoliopsida; Zingiberales; Zingiberaceae
Product: probable BOI-related E3 ubiquitin-protein ligase 2
Exons: 2
Coding region: 326-1132 (268 amino acids)
Molecular function (GO): ubiquitin-protein transferase activity
Source: RefSeq, a predicted model, not a curated record
AAAAGUGAGGGACGACGCCCAAUGAUAUAUAAUAAUUGAAUAUGAAAAUGUCAUUAAAUGCCUUCACCUUCUCCACUGAUCUGUCGUCCUGUGCGUCUUGUGUGUGUAUAUAAAUGGUGACAACGCCCCACUAUUUGUCUUCCACCAUUAUUAAUUAUUCAUGCAAGCACACAGAGCUGUGAUUGAAUGAAUGAAUGAUUCAAGAGACUGAGAGAGACGUGUCCUGAAGAGGAGGAGGAGGAGAGCAUGCAUGCACGCUGAUUAGUUGGUUUAUAAGUACGUAUUGCUGGAUUAAUGAAUUAAUCGAUCCAAGCACAGAUCAGCCAUGGACGAGCUUCAGUUGCUGCAACACCAGAUCAGUCUGCAGCAGCGAGGAGGAGGAGGAGGAGGAGGAGGAGGAGUGGGAGCGAACAACCCCACCGUGUUCAGCGAUCUCACCAGCUUCAACCCAUCGAAGAGGCCGGCGGCUGUGGCCCUGCAACAUUCCUCUGUUACCUCUACGAGCGGCACGGUACUCGCUAUGCCGCCAGCGGCCCUGCAAGAUUUGGAGAUCGACGCCAUCGUCAGUCUCCAUACGGAGCGGCUGCGGAAUGAGGUGCGGGAGGUGACGAAGAGGCAUUGCCGGGGGCUUUUAUCUACGGCGGAACGGGAGGCGGCGCGGAGGUUGAGGGAGAAGGCGGUGGAGCUGGAGGUGGCGCGGCUGAGGAACGCGGCGUUGGAGGAGAAGGUACGGAAGCUGACCGCGGAGAACCAGAUGCGGUUGGCCGCCGCCAAGCAUUACGAGGCCGCCGUCGGCGUGCUCAGGGGGAGCUUGCAGCGGGCUCUGCUGCUCCAGCAGAGCAGAAGCAGAAGCAGGGCAGGGUGCUGCGAGGGGUACGGCGACAGCGAGGCUAUCUCCGCCGCCGAGUCGUCGUGCUGCUUCGAGGCGGAAGAGAAGGGGCGCGGGCAGCAGCAGCAGCGGCGGCGGCGGCGGAGCGGGUGGUGGUGCAAGGCGUGCGGCCGGAAGGAGGCGAGGACGCUUCUGCUGCCCUGCAAGCACCUGUGCCUCUGCGAGGAGUGUGAGCCGGCCGUCGGCGAGUGCCCGGUCUGUGGCGCCGCCAAGACUGCCGGAUUCCAGGUCUUCACGUGCUAAAAUGAGCUGAUCACUUCACGGCGUCGUAAAUUUCCCACUCGGUCGACGUGCAUGAUCAUCGAUCGAUCGAUCGAUCCGACAAUCCUCCAAUUUGUUAAUUCAAUACGCUUCAGAUCAAUGAAUUAAUACCAAAUUUCACUUC